Messenger RNA from Anopheles stephensi (Asian malaria mosquito), 1498 nucleotides. RefSeq names its product queuine tRNA-ribosyltransferase accessory subunit 2. The transcript has 3 exons. Bases 130 to 1431 code for a protein of 433 amino acids. The record is from RefSeq and is a predicted model, not a curated record. Gene Ontology annotation, molecular function: tRNA-guanosine(34) queuine transglycosylase activity. Lineage: Eukaryota; Metazoa; Arthropoda; Insecta; Diptera; Culicidae.
GCGAAAAAAGCGUUGCACCUUCAAGGGUUAACGCGCACCCCAUGGCGGCCGGGAUGUCAAAUCCGUUGUAAAUAAAUAAAAACAAGCCGGGAAAAGGGCAAAGCGCCUGAAUCGCACAUUGUUUACACGAUGAAAUUCACCCUAAGCAGCGUUACCAAAUGUUCCGGCCGGUUAGGAGUGUUGGGUGGCCUGGACCGGUUGCCCAACCUGUCCCUUCCGACGCCGGCAAUAAUAUUCCACACAAAGGGUGGCAGCAUUCCUCACCUAAGCAAAGAAGCGUUCCAGCAUGUCCACCCGGAACCGGCGGCCGUUCUGCAUCUAAGCAUUUCGAACACGCUCCACAUGCAGGAAGCGGUCCGGGCAAGCCGUAUGACGAUUGCCGAAUUUAUCGCGCAAAACAGCUCUGCCACGAUGCUGUUUCCUCGCGAUCCAAGUGAGGUGCCCAUUCCGGGCACACCGGAAAAGGAUCUGCUUCCCGUGUACACCCGGAACGGUCGGAGAAGCAUCAGCAUGGAGCAGUACAUGACGCUGGUGGAAGCGUUCCGGCCCGAUGCGUACGCGCCCCUGUACGAUGGCGAUACGGAUGGGAAGAGUUCGAAAAAGCGCGAACAGAAAUCAUUCGACCGGACGGAAAUGUUUGUGGAACAGUGUCUGGAAUGGCACCGGAAGUCGGACGGUUUGCAAGCGUCCCGCCUGAUCGGUCCCGUCGUCGGUGGGUACAAUGAAAAGUUGCGUGAAAAGUCCAUUGAAUUGUUGCGCAAGUCGGACGAUCUGUUUGCGGGCUAUUUAAUCGAUGGAUUGCACAUGAACGGGCCUGCGGUAGCACGGCUGGACGGAACGGCGGUAUUACCGAUCGUGGAAAACGUUUGCAAAGCCCUGCCAGAGGAGAAGGUUCGCCUCUGUUUCGGUUCGUACGAUCCAACGCUUGUGCUGGACCUGGUUACGGCCGGGGUGGACAUUUUCGAUACGAGCUACGUUUAUCUGAAAGCUGCCCAGGAACACCGGGCGCUGGUGUUUUCGUUCGAUGUAAGCGCACCGGAGCAACGGCAUACGACGACCGAGCUGGACACGACCGAUGCGCAAUGGGCGGAAGAUUUUGGUCCGCUGCUGGCCGGUUGCCGGUGCUACACGUGCACCAAACAUUCCCGGGCGUAUGUGCACCAUCUGUACAAUACGCGUGAAAUGCUUGGCCCCAUUCUGCUUAUGAUGCACAAUUUGCACCACUACAUCGAGUAUUUCAAAGCGAUCCGGCAACACGUGCAAAACGAUAGCUUACCGGAGCUGAAGAAGCAUUUGGCCGGGCAGAAGGCACUUCCACCGUAUGAACCGCCGAAGGAGGCAGAUAAAGUUCUGGUACCAGCUGGGGAGAAGGAAACCGGCGUUCCUGUUGAAGAAAUGGACGAUAAACUACACAAAAAGCAACGAGCGUAAGCGUGAUUGUGAGACCGUAUGAGAAACAACAAGUAUGAAAAGGAUAAUAAGCCACCAGACCACGUAA